UUCGUGUUUCCUCUCUUUAUAUAUGCUUAUGCAUGCCUUGUUUGUCCCAUUUCCUCCUCGUCUCGUUCUUCCUUUUAAACCGAACAUAUCCCCCCCCCCUCGGCUCUGCUCUGCUCACAACCACGCUUCCAUUUUCCGUUUCACAGGAAAAAGAAGCACGAGAGAGCCCCCAAAAAACCCUUUUUGUGAUUUCUGAUGGCUGUCGACGCUAGCUCUGGCCAUCUCAAUCUGUUCGCUCUCCACCACUUCUUGGGUAACCGAGAGCUCCUCCUCAACCCGAUGGACGCCAUCCCGGACCCGUACAACGCCGCCCAGUUGGGUUGCGGGCUGCCGCUGUCGGGAACCACCACCGCCACCGACUCUCUGCCGCUCCUCCAGCAGCACGGCUCUCUCAUCAGCGACUCCCUCCCUCCCAAGGCCGUGAUGAAGCCAUCCGACAGUGGCCUCACUCACAACCUGCCCUCGGUAUCCAGGAAGCGAGGCAGGGACUCCAUCAACCCCGUCCUCUCCUACGGGACGUCGUCCCCGGACAGCAAGACUCGCGCUUGCUUCUCUUUUCUGGGGGAAGACGUGUCCAUGCAGAUCCAACAGCAGCAAUUGGACAUCGAUCGUCUCAUUUCUCACCAUAUGGAGAAGGUGAGGAUGGAGAUAGAGGAGAGGAGGAAGAGGCAGGCGAGGAGGAUAGUGGGGAGGAUAGAGGAGGAGGUGGGGAAGAGGCUGAGGUCCAAGGAGGAGGAGAUCCAGAAGAUUGGGAAGCUCAACUGGGCGCUGGAGGAGCGGGUGAAGACGCUGUGCGUGGAGAACCAGAUUUGGAGGGACCUGGCCCAGGCCAACGAGGCCACCGCCAACGCCCUGCGCACCAACCUCGAGCAGGUCCUGGCGCAGGUCGGCACGGACGACCUCCCCCGCGGCGGUGCCGCCAUGGACGAUGAGGCUGACGACGCCGGGUCGUGCUGCGGGAGCAAUUACGACGGGGAGGGGGAGGGGGAGGGGGAGGAGGAGAGCCGGAGGCGGGGGCUAGGGGAGGCGCAGCAUGGUAGGAGGAGAGGGAGGGCGGCGACGACGACGUGGUGCCGGAAGUGCGGGAAGGAGGAGGCGAGCGUGCUGCUGUUGCCGUGCAGGCACUUGUGUUUGUGCGCGGUGUGCGGGUCUUCCCUCCAUACUUGUCCCCUCUGUAACUCUCCCAAAUCCGGGAGCGUCCAUGUUAAUCUGUCCUAGAUCGUUUUUUUUUUUUUUUUG
This is a messenger RNA of Rhodamnia argentea, 1239 nucleotides long. RefSeq names its product probable BOI-related E3 ubiquitin-protein ligase 3. Lineage: Eukaryota; Viridiplantae; Streptophyta; Magnoliopsida; Myrtales; Myrtaceae. The record is from RefSeq and is a predicted model, not a curated record. Gene Ontology annotation, molecular function: ubiquitin-protein transferase activity. Bases 196 to 1218 code for a protein of 340 amino acids. The transcript has 2 exons. Gene Ontology annotation, biological process: regulation of programmed cell death.